GCACGACGAUUUGCCGUGGCGUUCAGGUGUCCGUUAGGUGAGCCGCUCAUCCGCGAUCACUCAGACUCUCCGUUGGGAAACUUGCUCCUCCUGGAGCAGGGUCAGGACACACCCCCCAAGGCACCGGAUAAGAUAAUAUCUUGGCGUUCCAUUUCCUCAGGUCAGAGAACAGAUAUUUCGUGCGCUAAACUUUUGACCUCUGGGUAUACAAAGUGCUAUAGUUCCUCUGACCGACUAAGUGUUAAGCGAGCUUAAUCAUUAUUGGAAGUGAGUGAGCCGUCAUGUCAUCAGUAAUUUUCCUUAGGGAUUAAAAGUACGUUUCCAUGCGACUUCAGUGCACUUCAGAACAAGAAAUGUACUUAAGGAAAAGGAAAAAACAACCUUAGUGCGGUGCUUCGAUACCAAAUUCUUUACGGGAUACGCUGACUAUAUUUUACAGUAAAUCUACUGAUAUUCCAUAACAUGUUAAGGAGCAGUGAAUGUCACCAGCACAACAAGAACCACUGAAAAACAAGAUAGCCAUUAAGAGGUGUGAUGGAUGAUGCAUCCAGCACCCAUGAUGGGUGAUGGAGACCACAAUGGAGCUUUCAGCAAUGGCAGCCACGUUACCACAUGGGCAUGGAUGCAUCGGCGUAGAUCAAGUCACCCAUUCCCGGAGGAACCCAUUAGGACGUUUUCCUCCCCUCGAAAGGCAUAAGUCGCUUUCCGGAUGUGACGUCACGCUCAGAACUUUACGAGAAAUGUUAUGAUUUAGGCGAGAGUUUUUUGAUCUUCCAGAGAAAAUGCUGACAUCCUUUAGUCAUUGUUAUAGUGUUCAGAUUUACUUAGUGAGUAGAUGAACAAUUCCAUUUGGUAGGAAAGAACCGCAACACUCGACACACAACAAAAUGCUUUCCGUCGCCGUUCCGACCGAGAGCGUUUCAGUUCCCGACCAAGUGGAGCUCAGGAACAGGAGCGAGGGUGUGAACGCCACCUGGCGGUCCGAGAACGCCACCGAGCUCGAACACGACAAGGAGACGCAGGACGAACUCACUCCAGAGUCGGAGAUCGUGACAGAACUCAGGAAGACCCUCUGGAGGAGGUUCAUGGAACAGUCGACGGUCCUGAACGAAACCGACAACACCCACAAAGUGCUCAAAUGCUUCCACGAAUAUGUCAUGUCCUUCAUGGAUUCCCCAUACGACCAAAAGACCUGUCCUGUCAAGUUCGACGGCGUAUCUUGCUGGCCCGAGACGCCUGCCGGAACUCUUCGGGAGAUCCCCUGCUUCGACGACUUCAACGGAGUUUUCUACGACGCUUCAGAGAACAACGCCACGCUCUACUGCUACUCGAACGGCACUUGGUCCAAAAAGUCUUCGUAUAAGUUCUGCCUGAAGGCGCUGACCAACAAUUCGGAGACGUCAGAGUCGACCGUCAGCACAAUCAGCACUAUUUUCUACAUCGGGAAUUCGCUUAGCUUAAUUGCUGUCACUCUCGCUUUGUGGAUUUUCAUCUCAUUCCAGGACCUGAGAUGUUUGAGAAAUACAAUCCACACGAAUCUCCUCUUCACAUACCUCCUGCACAAUCUCUUCUGGAUUGUUUACGCUUCAGUACAAACUCUUGUGAAUGAGAGCGUUGGGUGCAUGUUCUUCGUGGCGCUCAAUUACUUCACGCUAACCAACUUCAUGUGGAUGUUUGUCGAAGGAUUUUACCUCUACAUGCUGGUCGUGAAAACAUUCUCCGUGGAAAAGAUCAAACUCCGGAUCUACACCGUUAUAGGAUGGGGUGUGCCUGUGCCAAUUAUCAUUUGCUGGGUGGCUAUCAAAUUGCAUCUCAACUCCCCAAACAAUGGACCUGAACUUCAGGUGAUUGGAAUGGAGGUCACAGACAUCGAAGGCCUAAUGAGUAGAUGUCCUUUGAUGCCCGACAAUACAGUCGAUUGGAUCCAAAAAGUGCCCGUUCUCCUGGUGCUGUCCACAAAUUUUAUUUUCCUCAUGAGGAUCAUGUGGGUACUGAUAACGAAGCUUCGAUCCGCCAACAACGUCGAGACCCAGAGAUACCGGAAAGCGACGAAGGCGCUGCUGGUGUUGAUUCCUCUCCUGGGGCUGACCUACAUGCUGCUCAUCGCCCUGCCGAAGGAGCUCGAACACGUUCAGGCAAUACUGCUCUCCACUCAGGGUUUCUGGGUGGCCGUGUUCUUCUGCUUCCUGAACAGCGAGGUGCAAAAUAGCGUCCGUCAUCACAUAGAGAGAUGGAAGACAGAGAGAGGCUUCGUCGAUCCGCGCAACGCGUCCAUCAGACAUGCCAGGGAUGGCUCUCCGCGGCCCAAGACGGGAUGUUCCAGUUAUGGCCGGAGAAUAUUUGGAGGAAAGAGAGAGUCACUGUGCUCCGAGGUGACCAUCAUGACCAGCUUCGCCACCAACGGAUGCAACACCCUCCAGCCUGGGCCACACCAUCUCAACCCUCGGCACUCUACGGCCAGUUUGCCCCAGUCUUGCGCCAGCACACUAGAAGCCAAGUCCUCCAUCAAAGAUUCGGUGCUCUAAUGUAUGGACUGGGAUCCGUCGUUUCGACGAGUCAUGAGGAAUGUCCUACAAUUCACUCAAGGAAGAGAUCUAAACGUUGCCAAACAAGUGUAUUCGUCUUCAGGGUUCGGUGCUGUAAGUAAUGUGUGAUUUCAAAACCACCGUAGGGACAAGUCACUGUGAUAAGUGACACAAGUCAGCGAAGGAUAUUUCUCAAUAUUGCUAGCUACAACGGCUCAAUCACUGGUAUGCUGAAGAAAUCCAUCAGAGAAUCAGAGCUCUAAUGAAUGAUUUCUGAACCUCCAUGACGACUACAGCCACUAGUCACUAAACGUAAAAGUCUAGAUUUUGCCAAAUGAAACGUAUUAUUCACUGGUAUUUUCAAUGAUGCCAUUAGAAGAUUCGAUACUUUAAUGGAUGACUCUGGAACUGCCAGAGCGACAAACAGUCCUUGCAACACGAAAGGAGACGUCUAAAUUUUGCCAAUUAGAAUAUAUUAAUAAUGGCAUUUUGCAUAAACACAUUAAAGAUUCGAUGCUGCAAUCAGUCUAACAGAUGGUUUUGGAAACGUUGCAGAAUCACGUUACUGUGACAACAGCCACAAUUCAUUACAUUAAGAGUUCAGAAUCUUGCCAAUAAAACAUCUUAAACUUCAUUAUACUAAAUACUCAGUGAAGGACGCGGUGCCCUUAUGAAUGACCUGAGAAAUCAAGACAAGUGCCACAUAUUAACAUAGGUAUAACAGAACGACUCUGUCUAGAAUUAAGGGCUCUGAUGGAUGGAUUUGGGAAGCGUCAUAUUGACAAGUCAUUGCGACAAAUGCCACAAACGUCACUGAAAGAUGAUUUGUAAAUAUUGCCAAAUACAGCGUAUUUACCGUAGGUGUACUGAACGAGUCAACCGAGGUUAAAGUGCCCUAAUGAAUGGAUGGGUUGGUGACCGUCUGUGACAAUUUUUCUUUAAAUACUACCAUCUUCAGCAUAUUACUUAUCAGUAUUUUUGAAAUGACUCGAUCAGCCAAAUACAAUAGUUGGCUAAGACGAAAAACACAAGAUUCCCGAUUAAAGGAUAUUUCUCAAGUCUUGCGAAUGUAUCAACACUGGCAAGAGGUAGGAAUGAAGAAAGGGAUAAUGUGCGUUAAACAAAAUGUAUUAAUUAUCAGUAUUCUGAAUGACUCAGCAGUAUAAACAGAAUGGGAGAGUGUUUAUUCAGUUUUGAUGGUUAAUGAUUGGGCAUCAAGGAAAUUUCCUGAAAAGCACUAAGGAUACAUUUCUAUUUAAAUCGCUGAAAAGGCAGUUUCCUAUCCAAGCAUGAGAGAAAAUGUAAAAACAUGGAUUAAUAUAAUGCAAUUGUGAACUUGGCACAAAUUACAAUAAUUGCAUUUGAUGAUAAAUAAAAGCAAAAAUGUAAUACAUAUAAAAUACUUCGUAUAAACAAUUAUACAUACAUUAUAUAUACAUACCAUGUAUACAUAUACAUUUAUAUGAAUACAUAUAUAUGUAUGUAUAUAUAUGUACACACACAUAUAAGUUCAUAAAUGCACAUACAUCUAGAAACUUUUAAGACAAUAUUCUUGUAUAUUGGUAAGGAAUGGUGAGGCUUUUAGUUUCCUUUGGUAAUUGAACGGGAAAUUUAACAUUAUUUAACCAUCUCUUUCUUAUGAUAAUGACAUUCCAAUACGACCCUUAGAUGUAUCAGGAAAAUUAGGACUGAAACCAUUCUGUAUUUACCAAAUGCAUAUAUCAUACAAAAAAUAUUCUGAAAUAUUCUUAACAGAAUUGGAAUUUUCUAUGAAACAACGAUGGAAAUCAAAUACAUUUGAGUUUAAACUUAUAUA
Messenger RNA from Macrobrachium nipponense, 4341 nucleotides. Its product is annotated as diuretic hormone receptor-like. The coding region runs from base 888 to 2525 and encodes 545 amino acids. Gene Ontology annotation, biological process: adenylate cyclase-modulating G protein-coupled receptor signaling pathway; cell surface receptor signaling pathway. Gene Ontology annotation, molecular function: peptide hormone binding; diuretic hormone receptor activity; G protein-coupled peptide receptor activity. Lineage: Eukaryota; Metazoa; Arthropoda; Malacostraca; Decapoda; Palaemonidae. The transcript has 11 exons. The record is from RefSeq and is a predicted model, not a curated record. Gene Ontology annotation, cellular component: plasma membrane.